This is a messenger RNA of Trematomus bernacchii (emerald rockcod), 1090 nucleotides long. RefSeq names its product dynein regulatory complex protein 9-like. The record is from RefSeq and is a predicted model, not a curated record. Gene Ontology annotation, cellular component: motile cilium; cytoplasm. Gene Ontology annotation, biological process: cilium organization. Gene Ontology annotation, molecular function: protein binding. NCBI's taxonomy places the organism in Eukaryota, Metazoa, Chordata, Actinopteri, Perciformes, Nototheniidae. The transcript is spliced from 10 exons. The coding region runs from base 68 to 1015 and encodes 315 amino acids.
GUUGGUUUGAACUUUUGAAGGAUAAAAUAUUGAUCUCCAAGAGUGAGAGUGACUGCGGGAACUGAAGAUGUCUUUAUCCAGGAUUCAGAGUCUGAGGCUGGCAGCUGUAGUGGAGGACUGUGCAGACCAGCUGGAGAUCCUGGGACACACCCUGACGGUGCAGAUCAGGAAAGAGAGAGGAGAUUCAGCGGAUCAGGAGAAAGCCAGGCUGACCAAGCUUAGGAGAGAUUGUCAGUCCAUCACGCAGCAGGUUUCUUUGCUGCACGUGGACCUGGAGGAGAAGCAGUGCAUUACUUCUCUCCUGCAGCUGGGGGAGGAAGAGGAGCAGAAGAAGAGGGAUGAUGAAAUGAGAAGAGAGGCAAAGAAAGAGCUGGAGCAAAGAAAUCAAGCUCUGCAAAUACAACAUGAGGAGACGCAAGAGAAAAAGGAGAAACUGAAGGACUUGUCCCAGCAGGCCAGAGAUCUGCAGCACAAAAUGGAGGAUCUGUCAGCAAAGAUGGCCCACAGGAAGAAGCUUGAGGAGAAAAACCUCGAGCUGCAGCUCCAGCAGAGACAGAGGGAGGGCAGCCAGGCCGAGAAGCUGCUGGAGCACGAGCAGGAGCUGCUGCAGAGACAGAUAAAGGAGGAGACGAGAGUUCACGAGGAGUCGGAGACAUUCCUGCAACGUCGAAAUGAGGAGGUGCAGCAGCAGCAGGAGCAGUGGCAGCAGUGUACGAAGCAGAGGCUCCAGGAGAAGGAGCAGCGGCUCAACACUGAGAGCUGCAAAAGAACUGUGAACUUGGACAGAUUGAUGGAGAUGAAGAGGAUGUACAGGGAGAUGGAGCAGGUGGUGAUGGAGGACAGGGAGGAGCAGGAGAAGCUGCGUCAAGAGCAGGCUAAGGCCAGAGCUGUUACCAAGGUGCAGGCAUGGUGGAGAGGCUGCAUGGUCCGCCGGUGCCUCGGUAGCUUCAAAAAGGAGGAAGACAAGAAAGGCAAGAAGAAAAAGAAAGAAGGGAAGAAGAAGAAGAAGAACUGAGUGUUCUCCGACCCCAGUUUGAGACAUUGGAAUAUCAUUUAUUGAAUUCCAAAACAAUAAAAAAAAUCAUCUCUG